CUCAAAAUGACCAGCAGUUCCACUAUUUUGGUUCUAAAAUCCCAGGCUUUGAUCCUACAAGUGAUGCGGCAGUCAAGCAAAUAUUGUUGCAAAUGAAUGAUCGCAGGCGCGAUGAAGAUGCAUUUGUAAUCGAAGACUUGGAUCAAACCCACAUUCUAAUCAAAGCCGACCAAGAGGAAAGCAUGCGGCAAGAGCUCGAAAUCGAGGUGAGUUGGAGAGUGCAGUGUUUUUACUCAGUGUAUCACAGCAAAGAAGCGAAUUGGGCUAAUAUGACUGCAGUUGGAAAAGAAUACAUACACCGUGGAUGCAUGAUAUCAUUCUAUGAUGGAGUAUUUGUGAGCAAUUGGGUCACUUUUUGUUCAACCUGUUCUGCAGAUA
This is a messenger RNA of Acaulospora colombiana, 378 nucleotides long. The record is from the annotation of a GenBank genome assembly. NCBI's taxonomy places the organism in Eukaryota, Fungi, Glomeromycota, Glomeromycetes, Diversisporales, Acaulosporaceae.